GCUUGAUUGAUUGUGUAAAUUUUGGAGAAAGAGGAAAAGACAGAAGACAUAAUAAGUAUAUAGAUAAUCCACAGUUUGAUGUUGAGGCACUUGUAAAAGUUAUUGGAAGAUUAAAUGAUCCUAAUGUGAAGUACCUUCGAUGGUUUGAAAUUCUUACAUUAAUGAGAGAUGUUUAUUCUAAACCAUUUAUUCUGCCUCCUAACAAUAUGACUUUGAUUUAUAAUAUUAUCGAUGACAAGAUAUUUUCAAAUAAAGACAAAGCAGAAUUGAUUAAUGAUAUUAGUGAUGAAGAGGAAAGUUCAGAUUAA
This is a messenger RNA of Racocetra persica, 308 nucleotides long. The record is from the annotation of a GenBank genome assembly. NCBI's taxonomy places the organism in Eukaryota, Fungi, Glomeromycota, Glomeromycetes, Diversisporales, Gigasporaceae.